AGUAAAUAACAGUGCGGGAUGUCCGAUGAUGGGCAUGCAACAACCUCAUGUGCAACAGCAACGAAAACAAUCGUUUGUGAUUAAACCAAUUAAGUUGAAAAAUGUCAUGUCUCAGGUAGAGACAUAUGAUACACUGUAUCCGGGAGCAACAGAAGUAAUGCCUUGCAACAAGGAUGUUUGUUUGGGAAGUGUUAUGUUCCCGAACAUGAUGGGCACAGAACCAAGAAAACGAGAAGUUGUAUUGCAACAUGCAAAGGAAUUUAUCGAUCAGUAUUACGCAUCGAUAAGGAGAUCCAAGUCUCCGGCUCACAUCACGCGAUGGCAACAAAUUCAGGAUGAAAUUGAGACAACCGGGUCGUAUCAACUGAACGAGACAGAGUUAAUUUACGGUGCAAAAUUGGCAUGGCGAAACUCAUCGCGUUGCAUCGGGCGAAUUCAAUGGGCAAAAUUACAGGUAUUCGAUUGUCGUUACGUUACAACAACAAGUGGUAUGUUCGAGGCAAUUUGUAAUCACAUUAAAUAUGCGACAAACAAAGGGAAUAUCAGAUCGGCAAUUACGAUUUUUCCGCAACGCACAGACGGCGCUCACGAUUAUCGCAUUUGGAAUCAACAAUUGAUACAAUAUGCGGGAUAUCGAAAUCCUGACGGGUCUGUGACAGGCGAUCCCGCAACUGUCGAAUUCACGGAUUUGUGCAUCAAGAUGGGAUGGCGCACAAAACGCACGGAAUGGGAUAUUUUGCCGAUAGUUGUUUCCGCGAACGGACACGAUCCGGAUUUCUUUGAAUAUCCGCCGGAUUUGGUGCUCGAAGUUACAAUAACACAUCCAACUUAUGAGUGGUUCAAAGACUUGAAUUUGCGAUGGUAUGCAGUCCCGGCAGUGUCAUCAAUGUUAUUCGAUUGCGGCGGCAUACAAUUUACGGGAUGCGCGUUUAGUGGUUGGUACAUGUCAACAGAAAUUGGCUGUCGAAAUCUUUGCGAUUCAGGACGAAGAAACAUGUUGGAGCCAGUUGCAUUGCGAAUGGGACUCGAUACACGAAAUCCGACGUCAUUGUGGAAAGAUAAGGCACUUGUCGAAGUCAACAUUGCUGUUUUGCACUCCUAUCAGAGCAAAAAUAUUACGAUAGUUGACCAUCAUACAGCGAGCGAUAGUUUUAUGAAGCAUUUGGAAAACGAGAUGAAAUUACGAAAAGGCUGUCCCGCAGAUUGGGUUUGGAUUGUUCCCCCAAUGUCGGCUUCAACGAUGCCCGUUUUCCAUCAAGAAAUGGCUUUGUAUUAUCUAAGACCAUCGUUCGAGCAACAAGACAAUCCAAUGAAGACACACAUUUGGGAAAAGGACGAAGACUCAUCAAAAUCAAAAUUGCCGAGACGUAAAUUUCACUUUAAGCAGAUUGCGAGAGCUGUCAAAUUCACAUCCAAACUUUUCGGGCGAGCAUUGUCGCGUCGUAUCAAGGCUACUGUACUUUACGCGACAGAAACUGGAAAAUCUGAGCAUUAUGCCAAACAACUUGUUGAAUUAUUGGGACACGCAUUCAAUGCAAAGAUUUACUGCAUGGAUGAUUACGAUAUUACCUCAAUUGAGCAUGAAGCACUAUUGAUGGUUGUUACAUCGACUUUUGGUAACGGAGAUCCGCCUGAGAACGGAGAGGUAAGAGCUUUUGACCUUUUUCUCUUACAAUUUUCUAUGGAAGAUUAAACUUUUGCACGUGAAUUGUACGAGAUGAAAAUACAGGAGAAUGGCGGUGCAUCGACGCAACAUAGUUUUAGUCCCGUUUCAAAAACAUUCAUCAAAGUCAACUCACGUUUGGAUUUGCUUGCGCUAAAGAAACCUUUGAAGCAAAUUGAUCGUCUCGAUUCGUUACGCGGGUCACUUGCUGAUAGUUUUCCCUCCGAGAGUUUUGGGCCCUUGUCAAAUGUUCGUUUUGCCGUUUUUGCUCUCGGAUCAUCUGCUUAUCCGAAUUUUUGUUCCUUUGGCAAGUACAUUGACAAUAUCUUGGAAGAACUUGGCGGAGAACGUAUUAUGCCAUUAACAACGGGCGACGAAAUCUGCGGGCAAGAACAAGAAUUUCGACGAUGGGCUCCUGAAGUUUUCCAAAUUGCAUGCGAUACUUUUUGCUUGGAUCCCGAAGAUAAUGGCGGAGCGUUUGGGAUGCGAGAUCAAUCAAUUACAACAAUUCGUUUUUCAAAAGUCUCCGAGACACUUUCAAUCGAAGAAGCUCUCGCCAAAUUCCAUAAUCGCGGUAUAAAAGUUUGUACAACGAAGAUAAAGCCACGCAGUUUGCAUAACAACAAUGGAAAUGAACGAAGUACGAUUUCAGUUGAAAUUCUUACGGAUGAAAGUGUGACAUACCAACCGGGAGAUCAUGUAGGAAUUUUUCCGGAAAAUCGAAAAGAACUCGUUGAUGGUAUCAUUGAACGUUUAAUUGGAGUCGAUGAUCCUGAUGAAAUUCUUCAACUUCAAACUCUGAAAGAAGAUCACAAUCCGGAAGGAAUUUUUAAAACAUGGGUUAAACAUGAGAAAUUACCUCCGUGCUCUCUCAGAACUUUGUUAACACGAUUUUUAGACAUUACAACGACUCCUUCGCGUAAACUUUUGCAAUUUUUAGCUACGUGCUGCGAUGAUGACAAAGACGAAGAAGGAAUCAAUACGUUAGCGAACGAUCCUGCUGUUUACGAAGAUUGGCGAUAUUACAAAACUCCCGAUUUGUAUGAACUUUUGCAACAAUUUCCCUCUUGUCGACCUCCUGCUUCAGUAUUAAUUGCACAACUUGUUCCCAUGCCUGCACGAUUUUACUCAAUUUCAUCAUCGCCGUUGAAGAAUCCAAACGAGAUUCAUUUGACAGUUGCUGUUGUAAGCAAAAAUCGUUUCAACCAACUUUUGUAUCAAACAGACAAUGGAAAAGGUCCUCAACAUUACGGUGUUUGUUCCAACUAUUUGGCAAAUUUAGAGAAAAAUGAUCCGAUAUAUUUGUUUGUGAGAAACGCAGCAAGUUUUCACAUUCCAAAAGAUCCUGAACUGCCCGUUAUUUUAAUUGGGCCAGGAACGGGAAUUGCUCCUUUUCGAGGAUUUUGGAAUCAUUGGGAUGCAUUAAGAGAAAUGGGAGAAAAGGUUAAUACACCGAAAGUUUUCCUCUUUUUCGGAUGUCGCACAAAAGCUGUCGAUCUUUACAGCGAAGAAAAGUCUGAUAUGGUUAACAAAGGUGUUUUAGAUAGAGUAUUUUUAGCGUUAUCACGAGAACCAAACAUUCCAAAGACAUAUGUGCAGGACAUUGCAAAACAGGAAUCUGACGCCAUUUACACGUUAAUUGUCAAGGAAAAGGGUCACGUUUACGUUUGCGGCGACGUUACGAUGGCAGAACAUGUUUAUCAAACAUUGAGACGAAUUAUCGCCAACAAGGAACGAAAAUCAGAGAACGAAGUUGAAAAUUUCAUGCUUCGAUUACGGGACGAAAACCGCUAUCACGAGGAUAUUUUUGGAAUUACAUUACGCACACAAGAGAUUCACAACAAAUCACGGGCAACAGCACGAAGUCGAAUGGAAUCACAAAGUUAAAUUAUUAAAAAUAAAUCAAAUUUUUCCUCUAAUUUUUGCUUUUCAAUCAAAUAAUAGCAAACAAAUAAUUAAAAAAAAAUAUCAAAAAAUCAUCAAUUUAACAUCUUAAUGUUGU
This is a messenger RNA of Culicoides brevitarsis, 3665 nucleotides long. RefSeq names its product nitric oxide synthase (gene Nos). The record is from RefSeq and is a predicted model, not a curated record. Gene Ontology annotation, biological process: nitric oxide biosynthetic process. Lineage: Eukaryota; Metazoa; Arthropoda; Insecta; Diptera; Ceratopogonidae. Gene Ontology annotation, molecular function: calmodulin binding; NADP binding; flavin adenine dinucleotide binding. The transcript has 20 exons.